Lepisosteus oculatus (spotted gar) is the source of this 3486-nucleotide messenger RNA. Lineage: Eukaryota; Metazoa; Chordata; Actinopteri; Semionotiformes; Lepisosteidae. The record is from RefSeq and is a predicted model, not a curated record.
AUGGAACACACAGAAGAACACUUUGCUAUAGUAGGCAUCGGAUGUCACUUUCCUGGAGGUGAGGGAAUAGACAACUUCUGGAAGGUUCUUCUGGAGGGAAGGAACUGUGUAGUAGAGAUCCCGAAUGAGAGGUUCAGCAGCAAGUCCUGGUACGAUCCUGAUGACAGCAAGGCAGGAAAAUCACGGACUACUAAAGCAGCUCUCACUGAUGGGUUCAACGCAUUCGACCACAAGCUCUUUGGCAUUACUGAGGCUGAGGCUGACCGCAUGGAUCCUCAGCAGAAACUGCUCCUGGAGUGCACCUACAGGGCCCUGGAGGAUGCUGGGAUACCAAUGGAGAAAGCCAGCGGAACCAGAACAGGAGUUUACAUUGGUACUUUUUUAUUUUGUGGAAUGCUGCUGGAAAACAAAAAUCCAAACACAAUAAACCACUACAAUGGCACGGGGACAGCAAUGAGCAUCGCCGCCAAUCGGAUUUCCUACACCUUCAACUUCACGGGGCCCUCGUUCGCCAUCGACAGCGCCUGCUCCUCUUCGCUCGUGGCUCUUCACUCUGCCUGCCAGGCCAUCAGACAAGGGGACUGCGAAAUGGCAAUUUGUGGAGGUGUCAGCUGCAUCGUCGAGCCACGAAUGUUUGUCGUCCUCAGCAAAGCAAACAUGAUUUCGCCUGAAGGCACCAGCAAGCCCUUCUCCAGCAAAGCAGAUGGCUAUGGAAGAGGGGAGGGCUGUGGGAUUGUCUUACUGAAGCCCCUGCAAAAGGCUAAGAGGGAUUUUGACCACGUGUGGGGCAUCGUAUGCAGCACUGCUGUAAAUCAAGAUGGCCGCUCUGUCACCCCAAUCACCAAACCAUCCAUGGCCCAACAGCAGGAGCUCCUUCGCACAAUUUACCCUGCACAGAUUGAUCCAUCACAUGUCCAGUACGUGGAGGCUCAUGGGACUGGAACCCCGGCAGGAGAUCCCACAGAAGCUGGCAGCAUCUCCAAAGUCAUAGCCAAAGCCCGCCCCCCAGGAUCCCCAGCGCUUUGUGUCGGCUCUGUGAAAGGUAACAUUGGGCACACCGAGUCUGCAGCGGGGGUGGCAGGGCUCGUCAAGGUCCUGCUGAUGAUGCACCAUGAAACCAUUGUCCCCUCCCUCUUCUAUUCUGAGGACAACGCAAGCAUCGAUUUCCAGCUGAUCGAUAUUGGUUCUGUAAGUAGCGAGGACAUUACAGCACUGGCUCAGAUUAUUAAUUCACACACAGGCCACAGGUACCCAGAAAUUGUAAUAAGCAAAGGUCAGAUUUUCACAACUGAAAUUACACGUACAACAAUAAGAAAUAUAAGUCAAUAUCAAAGGAAGGCCUUGUCUUCAGAUCCAGAAUGUUUCACUCUGCAGACUGCUAAUCCGUACAAAAUGACAGGCCUGAGUGCCAGUCCCUCUACUGAUACGGAGAAACCUUCUAUGACACAAUGUGUAGAGGUUCAGAUGAAUACAAUGUGUGUUCACUCUUCAGAUUACUUUCCCGUCAGCCUCUCAGAUUUGGAAUUUGGCCAGACGAUAUACUGGAGUGAACACGCAUCUCAAAACCACAAACUCCUAGCACUCGACUUCAGUGGUAAAGUUACAGCUGUGGGUAGUGAUGUAAGCAAACUGAAAGUAGGAGAUCACAUUGUCUCCUGCUACCCUGUGGUUGCUUCCUCCAAAGUCACAAUUCCUGAAGCUGUGUGCUAUAAUACAAAGAAAUUCCCCUUUCUUGUGGAAGUGCCAUGUUUAUCCUACUUUAUACUGUCUUGGGAAAUCCUGCAUUGUGCAUUGCCCAGACUGAAACAGCAGAGGAAGCUGGGCAUUGUCUGCACUGCACCAGAGUCAAGCCUGCUCCAGGUUUUGGUGCUUGCAGCUAAUAAAUCAGGAUGGGUUACUGUAGCUGGAACACAGUUCAGUGGACUGUUACAGAACAUAAACAGGUGUGAUGCUUUCGUUUUCUUGCCUCCCUUUGAUGCAGAUUCAGUUGCAAAGGCAUGUAGUGUUUCUAGUGCCAAAGAUGUCAUUGUUGUCUGUGAUAAUCAGCUGUCACCCUCCAUCUCACAGAAAAUCUUUCCAAGUAAAAAUGAAAAUGUUCACAUUUUGCCCCUUCAGGUAUUUAAUAUUUUUCAAAAGGCCUAUCUCAAGAAACAAAAAAGGAAAAUCUUUAGCUGGAUAAAAUCGUUGAAUUUGGAAAAGAAAUCUUUACAUCUCAACCGUAUCACAUUGGGCAGCACUGACUUCCUACACCUUCAAGGCCCUGAAUCUUAUUUCUGUUGUAAAACUGUGCCUGUAAUUGUGCUGGCUUGGGCACCAAAGAAGAUCAUUUCUGAUAUUCCAGUGCUCGAGAUUGAAAAGCAGCUUUUCCAGCAAAACUCAGUUUAUAUGGUGACAGGGGGACUUUCAGGUUUGGGAUUUGAGACGGUGAAGUUUAUUGCAGAACGGGGAGGGGGGUGUAUCGUCAUUCUUUCCAGAAGUGCUCCUUCAGCAGAAAAGCGAGUAGAGAUCACUAGUCUACAAAAUCAAUUUGGAGUCUCUGUUAUUAGCUUGCAGUGUGAUGUUUCAGUUUCCGCACAUGUUAUGAAAGCCAUCACUGACAUUGGACAGAGGUUUCCUUCUUGUCCCAUCAGAGGGGUUUUCCACAGUGCAGUUGUCUUGCAUGAUGGAUUAAUUGACAUUCUGGAAAAAUCACACUUUGAAAAAGUUCUGAGACCUAAGGUUAAUGGUGUGCUAAACCUGCAUUAUGCAACAAGAAACUGUAAACUAGAUUACUUUGUAUGUUACUCUUCCAUUACAUCAUUCAUUGGAAAUUCUGCUCAAACAAAUUAUGCUGCUGCAAAUUCAUUUCUGGAUGUGUUUUGCCAUUACCGGAGAAACCUUGGACUUUCUGGACAAUCCAUUAAUUGGGGGGCCUUGAAUCUUGGUCUCCUACUGAACCAGGAACAUUUCCAACGAUUUCUUGAGGCAAAGGGAAUGAUGAUCAUGGAAGUGCCAGAGAUUCAUGAGUGUCUUGAACACUGCUUGCUGCAGAACAAUGCUCAGCAGGUUGUGUGCAAGUUUAGCUUCAGGAACCUAAGCAAUCAUGUUCUUUCUCAAAAUGCCUCUUUAAGAAUGCGCUUACUGGCUUUGGUGACAGAAGAACUGAACAACACUAAAGUAACAGAAUCACAGGCUGAAAAUACUCUCGUCUCUUCACCCGAUGAGUAUGUUAAGUCUCUGCUCUGUGAAGUAGGUAAUGUUGAUCUUGAUGAGAUGAGAAAUGACACAACUCUUUCUGCACUGGGUAUUGAUUCAAUGUUAGCAAUGACUCUGCAAAACCGCAUCUUUCAAGAAAGAAAAAUGAAUGUUCCACUUGUAAAACUUCUAGAUCCGACCGCAACAGUUUCUUCUCUGGUGUUGGUUCUCCAGGAGAAUGUUGAGAUAGAAUUACAGAAUGAGGAUCAGAAAAUGUCUUUGAGCAUGACUGAGAAAGCUUUCUCUUGCUGA